AGUGUAUCGCAAGUGUGUACCAGUUCCCCCUCCCCAUUUCAAUGUAAGAUGGUGGCAAGAAGAAGCAACUAGCUACCUAAAGAAGUAACCUAGCCAGCAAGCUACCUAACUUAGAAAGAUUUAUUAUAACCUUAUCUACGUGGUAUUUGCAACUAGAACUGCUAGGCAUUCAGUAAUCGAAGAGAAAUUCCGUUGCGUUUCGUACGCAGUCUAACGUUAUCUGACACUUAAGCAAUUUCCGCCUAAAUUGGUGUGAAUAUUGUUUGGAGUGCAAUCAGGCCCACAGAGAGCCACCAGUGACCACUGUUCUGUAGGAUGUCGCGCAGCCCAGAUGUCAAGGAGGACCCAAUGGAGUGCCCACUGUGCAUGGAGCCCUUGGAGAUCGAUGACGUCAACUUUUUCCCUUGCACCUGCGGCUACCAGAUCUGCCGCUUCUGCUGGCACCGCAUCCGCACAGAUGAGAAUGGCCUCUGUCCCGCCUGCAGAAAGCCCUAUCCAGAGGACCCGGCUGUUUACAAGCCCCUCUCACAGGAAGAGAUCCAGAGGAUAAAGAACGAGAAGAAGCAGAAGCAGAACGAGAAGAAGCAGAAGGUCACAGAGAACCGCAAGCACCUGGCCAGCGUGCGCGUGGUCCAGCGGAAUCUUGUGUUUGUUGUCGGACUGUCUCAAAGGCUCGCAGAUCCUGAGGUUCUUAAAAGACCAGAGUACUUUGGAAAGUUUGGAAAAAUCCAUAAGGUGGUCAUCAAUAACAGCACAUCAUAUGCAGGUUCACAGGGUCCAAGUGCCAGUGCAUACGUCACAUACCUCCGCUCAGAGGAUGCCCUGAGAGCAAUCCAGUGUGUUAAUAAUGUCGUUGUGGAUGGUAGGACUCUAAAGGCUUCCUUAGGUACAACGAAAUACUGCAGUUAUUUUCUCAAAAGUAUGCAGUGUCCCAAGCCAGACUGCAUGUAUUUACAUGAACUGGGAGAUGAAGCGGCUAGUUUUACAAAAGAAGAGAUGCAGGCAGGAAAGCAUCAAGAAUACGAACAAAAACUACUCCAGGAUCUAUACAAAAUGAAUCCUACUUUCCUACAACCUUCAGCAUGUGGCAAUGAGAAAUCAAAAGGAAAAUCCAGCACCUCCCAAAGACCUGGCAGCACCAACAAAGAUGGCUGGCCUUUGCUACAAGGAUGUGGCAAGGUAGUCAAUGGUCUACCCACAGAAAACCGUAAAACGCCUCCAGUCUUAGACUGUGGCUCAGACUCGGAUCACAUGACGCCAGAUGGGCAAGACUCUGAAGAGCUUUGCCCUGAUCAGGGCACCGACAUCUCGCCUUUCCCAUCAGCAUUAGACCCCUCAAGAGUUUUUAAUGGAUUUUCCCCUUCCUGUUGCAGUCCCAUUGAUAAUCCUCCAGAAUCAAACAGUAUCACAGAGAAUGGGGAGACUAUAUCACAGUUUCCUCAGCUCCCAAACAGUGAUUCCCCCUCCCCUCCUCCUGGCCUCACCAGGCCCAGUCUACUGGUCCCCAUCAGUGUAUCAGACCUCACGGCCCGCUCACCCUUCGAGGGGGCGGCCGCCGAGUCUCGCUCUCUCUUCUCGGACAACAGCAACUUCCGGCACCCCAACCCGCUCCCCAGCAGCCUGCCCUCCGGCCCCUGCUCCCCUCAGGGAGGGUCAGAUUGGCCCAUGACCCCCGAACCACAGAGCCUUUUCACCUCAGACACCAUCCCUGUGUCAUCGUCAACAGACUGGCAGGCGGCUUUCGGCUUCGGUUCCUCAUCCACGCAGCAGCAGCAGCAGGACGACGAUUUGGGCUUCGACCCCUUCGACGUCACACGCAAGGCCCUGGCUGACCUCAUCGAGAAGGAGCUGUCAGUACAGGAGCCCCCCUCCUCCUCCGCUCUCUCCCCCGACCCGUUCCAUAACCACGCACAUGCCCACCUGUACCGCUCCAGUUUGGCACAGCGCUUCGGCCACCUGCACCAGCGCGCCCCGGUCAACGGCCACCUUGGCCCCAUGCCCAACCAGACCACUUCCCGCCACCCAUGGAUGGGUACUUCCACACGCAAUAACCUGGUACACUUGAACCACACAGCUGUGCACAGCAGCUUCUUGGACUUGAAUUUGCCAGUGCAGGAGCAGCAUCCCCCCCACAGUACUGGCCUUGGAGGCAUCCCCAUAUCAGCAGAAAACAACGGCUCUAUAGAGAGCCUCAACGUCAAAGAGUGGCAGGACGGGUUGCGAGCACUCCUACCAAAUAUCAACAUCAACUUCGGGGGUCUCCCCAGCUCUACCUCCUCUUCGUCCUCAUCCUCAUCCUCCUCCAGCGUCAACCACAUCGGGGGGCCCGGCGGCUCCUUGGGGGGGGUCUCGCACAGCCUCAGCUGGGACGCCACAGCCAGCUGGAUGGACCCAGCCAUCAUCACAGCCCCAGGUCCUCCUGAAAACCCUCAGACACCUCAGUAUCUGCACCAGUAUCUUUUAAAUGGUAUCCCAUCAUCCGCCGGCAACAGUCUGGACUGUCUCCAGGACGACAAUCCGCCGCAUUGGCUUAAGUCCUUGCAGGCGCUCACAGAGAUGGACGCCCCGGCCAGCACAGCGGCUCCCCCGCAGCAGCAGCAGCAGCAGCAGCAGCAGCAGCCGCAGCACCACACCGGGAUGCUGGACAUGCACCUCUCCUCCCUGCACAGAGCCGGCUGGGCGCCCUAUCUCCCCCCACCCUCCACUGCCACGCCCAGCCACUUCCACUCGCCUCCCCCAGGCUUCCAGACCGCCUUCAGACCCCCUGCCCAGACAGCCACAGCAGACCUGCUACAGAACGCCGCCAUGGAUCGCCACUAGGGACAUAUCCAUCAAACACCACACACACACACACACACACACACACACACACACACACACACCUAUACAUACAUACAUAAAUACAUACAUAUAUACACACACCCGUACACACAUUCAACCAUGAGAACUCAAGGCCAAACUAGUAACACUGAAUAACAAGAUGAUUAUCUGAUUAUUUUUCUCCCUCAUCCACCUCCAUUCAUCUUUUUCCCCACCUUCUGACGGCCUAUUUGUUGGGGACUGAUUUUUUGUUUGUUUUCUGUUUUGUUUGUUCAAUGGGUUUUGUUUUUGAGGCGCACGUGUCAUCAAUAUGCCGGUGGCACCAACACACCAACAGUUGUCAGUAACCGCAUUUAUUUAUUGCAGCGCUUUCCUCAGGAUCAGCUCAUGUCAGGAGGUAGAGGUGGGGCUGACCAUCGUCAUACCUCCUAAGUUCGCUAGCUAAGCGAGUAACGAGUUAAUACGCGAUAGUGUGCACAGAUUACUUCUUGAGGUGUCACAAAGGAAUAGACCAACAGAGAGAGCAGGAUUAGGGGGGUGGGGAAAGGAAAGGCCCUAACCCUGACCUGACCUGACCUGACUGCUCACCUUCUUACUGUGAAUCUCCCCAACCUGCUGUGGUCAGUAUCAGUCCCCUCCCUGCUUCAGUUCAUGCAUUCAAGCAAUCAGAGAUUACGUAAAGGAGGGCAAACCAGCGAGGACAUGCAGACACAGGCUAUGCACUAAUGGUACUUGUGGCCCGCAUCAGAGGGCCAUCGGUGAGAGCCAUGAAUGUCCAUGGCGUAGAGUCGCAGAAAGUCACGCAAACUGAAAGGUCACAGUGGUCCGCCACAGUUAGCUGACCGUCUCCCCACCUAACUAAGGGCUCAUGCAAAGCCAGACCUCUGCAUCAGAGGGGGGUGCGCUGCCAGAAAAUAGGUGGAGGGGGGGUGAUCUUCUCCCCUGGAGUCUUAAGCUGUGAGGGCGGGUUUGUGACCUUGAUGAGGUUUGGAGGCUGAGAGUGCCACCAUGUGGCACAUGUAAUUGCUGCCCCUCAAGCAAUUCAGAAAAGAAAACAAAAAAAAUAAGCUGCUUUAUGACUUUAGAGCCAUCGAGGAGCGGAGGACAUGGCUGCAUGUGUUGAAGGCGUCUGUUAGGUUUGGCACAGAACAGCACUGCAAGGCCUUAAAGUGUGUCAGUAGAGCAAAAGAACAAGUGUGAAUGCAGAGUGACGCAUAGUUAUAUGACUUUAAAAUUGAAACCGAAGUUUAAGUGGGGGAGAAAAAAAAAGAUACGAGUAAUGAAGAAGAUAGUGAGUGCGUAUUGACAGACUGAUGCUAGACAGCAACAAAAAUGGCCGCUUUAGGGAGCUCCGAAUCAUUUCCUCCUCUUCUCAGCCGUCUUCUUUUUAACAGUGUCUAUUCUUAUCAAGUUGGGCCGAACUAAUCAGUGUUCACCAGAACAAUUCAUGAGGCUGGGAAAGCCAGUGCAACCUUGAGUGUGAACGUGCUGCUGAGAGAAACACAUUUAACACAAAAGCAAAAGAGCUUAAAAGAACUGACCCCUUUUCUGAAGGUCUUGAAAAGAAACAGAAUAUUAAAUAAACAAAGAACUCUGA
This is a messenger RNA of Clupea harengus (Atlantic herring), 4417 nucleotides long. RefSeq names its product CCR4-NOT transcription complex, subunit 4a (gene cnot4a). Gene Ontology annotation, cellular component: CCR4-NOT complex. The record is from RefSeq and is a predicted model, not a curated record. Gene Ontology annotation, molecular function: metal ion binding; RNA binding; ubiquitin-protein transferase activity. Lineage: Eukaryota; Metazoa; Chordata; Actinopteri; Clupeiformes; Clupeidae. Gene Ontology annotation, biological process: protein ubiquitination.